Phycomyces blakesleeanus NRRL 1555(-) is the source of this 1008-nucleotide messenger RNA. RefSeq lists its product as hypothetical. NCBI's taxonomy places the organism in Eukaryota, Fungi, Mucoromycota, Mucoromycetes, Mucorales, Phycomycetaceae. The coding region runs from base 1 to 1008 and encodes 335 amino acids. The transcript has 3 exons. The record is from RefSeq and is a predicted model, not a curated record.
AUGGCUACACAGGGAUCCGUACGCAAGAAGGUCCCGUCCAUCAUUCAAAGCAUCCUUAAAAAAAACCUUCAAUACUUCAUUUUUUUUAAUCCUGUCCAUCACAAUAAGAAGGAUGGUAUCCCUCCAGCAAAAAUUGAAGAAAAUAUGAGCAAGAUCAACACAACCAAAUUAAUCACAACAACAAAAUUAGCCACAAGCUUUCAUACAGUAAUAUUAACAUCCAGUAAAAGAGCUCACAGCGGGUGGGUGCCUCAAUCUCAUCCACAAACAUGCGAUAGAAGGAACCCCUCCGGAUUCCUUAGGGUACACCAGCCCUCUGUUUCUGGUCCCCAAAUUCAAGGAAGGGUACUGGACGGUGUUCAAUCUAAAGAAGCUGAACAGAUAUAUGUCUGCGCCUCACUUGAAGAUGGAGACUAUACAAGAGGUUUGUCGUCUGAUCCGCCCAUAUGCCUUUUUGACAUCCCUCAACCUGUUGGGUGGUUUGCUACAUACAUUCGUCCACAAAGCGCCCCGAAAAUACCUCAAUUGCAAAUUAGAUGGCACCACUUAGUAGUUAUGAACGGCUUCUUUCGGCCUGUUGGUAAUGCCAUGGUAUUUCACCAAGACGACAAGAAAUUUGAGUCAGCGCCUAUUUGGGCGAUUGGAAUAUCAUGGGACUCGACCAAAGAAUUGCAAACACACAUCAAUAUUCUCUACGAGAAACUCGAGCCCCAUAGUUGUAUCGUCAACCAAAGAAAGUUAUCCUUUAUACCUUCCCAAGGGUUGAAACACUUAGGAUAUGCCCUGGAUACCAAGACCAUAAUAAUUAAGAUCCUGGGUGCCGAACUGAUAAAUUUGCGUCGUUCCAUCCGUCCAUUGAUUAGUAGCUUGUCACAUACACUAAGAUUGAUCCACAACCUAACAAUGUACAUAAAAGCAGCUACAAUUGCACUCUUCCCAGCAUACUUAAACACUCAGUAUCGUGCAUCUGCUACACGAAAACGUCUAAUGGCUCUCAGAUCCUUGUGA